CACUCUUUCACUAUAAAACUGAUCUCUACGUUUUUCAAGUUCCUUACAACUACUCUCUCUACCUUUAAUAUUCUUCUUCUUUGAUCUGCAAUUUCUUGUUCACAUCACUGCAAUUAAGAGAACAUGCAGAAAAUGGUGUUGAAAUUGAAGCUAGAUGAUGACAAAGCCAAGCAAGAGGCCAUGAAGCAAGAGGCCAUGAAGAGAGUCUCUGGUCUCACAGGUUGUGCAGGGGUUGAUUCAAUAGUUAUGGAAAUAACGGACAAGAAGGUGACAGUGACAGUGAUAGGGAACAUAGAACCAAGGACCAUAUUUAGGAAGCUGAGUGAUAUCUGUCCCACAAUGACAUUCACAGUUGAACCAGCAAAAGAGCCUGAGAAGAAGAAAGAAGAUGCCAGGAAAGAAGAUAAGAAGAAAGAAGAUGCCAGGAAAGAUGAUAAGAAGAAAAUGGUGUUGAAAUUGAAGCUAGAUGAUGACAAAGCCAAGCAAGAGGCCAUGAAGCAAGAGGCCAUGAAGAGAGUCUCUGGUCUCACAGGUUGUGCAGGGGUUGAUUCAAUAGUUAUGGAAAUAACGGACAAGAAGGUGACAGUGACAGUGAUAGGGAACAUAGAACCAAGGACCAUAUUUGGGAAGCUGAGUGAUAUCUGUCCCACAAUGACAUUCACAGUUGAACCAGCAAAAGAGCCUGAGAAGAAGAAAGAAGAUGCCAGGAAAGAUGAUAAGAAGAAAGAAGAUAAGAAGAAAGAAGAUGCCAGGAAAGAAGAUAAGAAGAAAGAAGAUGCCAGGAAAGAUGAUAAGAAGAAAGAAGAUAAGAAGAAAGAAGAUGCCAGGAAAGAAGAUGCCAGGAAAGAUGAUAAGAAGAAAGAAGAUAAGAAGAAAGAAGAUGCCAGGAAAGAUGAUAAGAAGAAAGAAGAUAAGAAGAAAGAAGAUGCCAGGAAAGAAGAUAAGAAGAAAUAAGAAGAAAGAAGAUAAGAAGAAAGAAGAUGCCAGGAAAGAAGAUAAGAAGAAAGAAGAUAAGAAGAAAGAAGAUGCCAAGAAAGAUGAUAAGAAGAAAGAAGAUAAGAAGAAAGAAGAUGCCAAGAAAGAAGAUAAGAAGAAAGAGGAUGCCAAAAAAGAUGAUAAGAAGAAAGAAAAUAAGAAGAAAGAAGUGUUGCAAAAAUAUAAGCUUAAUGUGACUUUUAAGAUAUAACAACCCUUGUACUAAUAUGUCAUAAAAUAAUUAACAAUAUGUUAAUAAAUCAUUAAUUAAA
Messenger RNA from Cornus florida, 1247 nucleotides. RefSeq lists its product as uncharacterized. Bases 124 to 954 code for a protein of 276 amino acids. The transcript is spliced from 4 exons. The record is from RefSeq and is a predicted model, not a curated record. Lineage: Eukaryota; Viridiplantae; Streptophyta; Magnoliopsida; Cornales; Cornaceae.